GCAGUUAAAGCUCGCAUUUAACCCCACCCUACCCCAGCUGUGCUGAACUCACAAUUACCAUUACAGACGAGGGGAGAAGAAAAGGCAUUAAAAGCAACACAGUCCGCAAGAACUGUAAGAGAUAGAGCUGCCCAAGAGAGAAAACAAAACUAGAAAAAAGGAUAUUAAACAAGAAAAGAUUUACAGAAGAAGAAGAGGAAGACUUUAUAGCACUACCGACACCACUUAGUGGGCGGAUAAAGAAAAAGAAGAGAAUUGAGGCAGCCCUAUUUGCAGAAGCAAACGUUUCUUUGAGAAGGUUUAGAAAGGAUUAAAGAAGGGGAAAGAUGUUUGGAGAUUGCCAAGUUCUGUCAGCCAUGGGAGGGAAUGGUAUGCCCUCCGACAACGCUCUCUAUUCGACGUCGAUGCAGCAUCCCAACACUACUUUCAUGCCUGCCAUCAACCCUUUCAACAUUUUUUCUCCUAUUAUUCCACAGAAAGAAGAAAUUACUGGGAUGGCUAAAAGCAAAGAGGAGUUAAUGGAAAGUGGGUCUGGAAGUGAACAUAUUGAAGGGUUUUCAGGAAAUGAGCAAGAGGCGGAGCAACAGCCACAGGCUAAGAAAAAGCGCUACCACCGUCAUACAACUCGACAGAUCCAAGAAAUGGAAGCGUUGUUUAAGGAGUGUCCGCACCCAGACGACAAACAACGACUGAAACUAAGCCAAGAACUAGGCCUGAAACCACGACAAGUAAAGUUUUGGUUCCAAAAUCGCCGAACCCAAAUGAAGGCACAGCAAGACAGGCAAGACAACGUUGUAUUGAGGGCAGAAAAUGAGAGCUUAAAGAACGAGAACUAUCGGUUGCAAGCAACAUUGAGGAAUAUAGUGUGCCCCAACUGUGGAGGUCCAGCCAUGAUGGGGGAGAUGGGGUAUGAUGAGCAGCAGCUACGGAUCGAGAACGCCCGUCUCAAGGAGGAGUUGGAGCGAAUGUGCUGCCUUGUUUCGCAAUACACCGGGCGCCCGAUGCCGGGAAUGGGUCCGCCUCCUCUCCUCCCCACUUCACUGGACUUGGAUGUGAGUUCAUAUCCAAGAAAAUUCGAGCAAGACCACAUGACCAACUGCCCUCCUGAUCAUAUGAUUCCUCUACCAUUUAUGCCUGAAAACUCUCAGUUCCCGGGUAAUGCGUUGAUCCUAGAAGAGGAAAGACCUCUAGCCCUCGACCUAGCCGUGUCAUCUAUGGAUGAACUAGUGAAGAUGUGCCACACGGCUGAGCCACUUUGGGUUCCAGCAGCGGACACCGGGAAACAGGUGCUCAAUCUUGAGGAGUAUGCGAGGAUGUUUUCUUGGUCCGCCAACCUCAAACAGCAUUCUCCUCAGUUCAGGACUGAAGCAACCAGACACACUGCUGUUGUUAUAAUGAAUAGCAUUACCCUUGUCGAUGCAUUCCUUGAUGCUAACAAAUGGAUGGAGUUGUUUCCAUGCAUUAUUUCCAGAGCCAAAACGCUUCAAGUAGUGCAUUCAGAGGUUUCUGGGCACGCAAAUGGUUCUCUUCACCUGAUGUAUGCAGAAGUACAGGUUCUCUCCCCGCUAGUGCCGACAAGAGAAGCUCACUUCCUCCGCUAUUGCCAACAUAAUGCCGAGGAGGGAACUUGGGCUAUCGUUGAUUUCCCCCUCGACGGCUUGCACAAUGACUAUCCGCCUUCUUUUGCUUAUUACAAAAGACGCCCUUCUGGAUGCAUCAUUCAAGACAUGCCUAAUGGAUACUCCAGGGUAACAUGGGUUGAGCAUGCGGAAGUUGAAGAUGGUCCUAUCCAUCAAGUUUUUAGUAGUUUAGUGAGCAGUGGUGCGGCCUUUGGAGCGCAACGGUGGUUAGCUGUUUUGCAGCGACAAUGCGAGAGGCUUGCCAGCCUCAUGGCCAGAAAUAUAUCCGAUCUUGGAGUGAUCCCAUCUCCUGAAGCGCGAAAAAGUUUGAUGAAUUUGGCUCAGAGGAUGACUCGAACAUUCUGCCUCAACAUAAGCACUUCCUAUGGGCAGUCUUGGACGGCCCUCUCUGAUUGUGCCGAUGACACUGUUAGAAUAACCACAAGAAAAGUAACUGAGCCUGGCCAGCCCAACGGCUUGAUUCUUAGUGCUGUGUCCACCACUUGGUUACCCUAUCAACACAAUCAGGUGUUCGAUUUCUUGAGGGAUGAGCGUCGCAGAGCUCAGUUAGAAGUUCUCUCCAAUGGGAAUUCAUUACACGAGGUGGCUCACAUUGCUAAUGGCUCUCAUCCUGGAAACUGCAUUUCUCUUCUUCGUAUCAAUGUUGCUAGUAACUCGUCUCAGAGCGUAGAGCUGGUGCUGCAAGAGAGCUGCUCAGAUGAUUCAGGGAGUAUAGUAGUCUACACCACCAUAGACGUUGACGCAAUUCAGAUGGCAAUGAAUGGUGAGGACCCCUCCUGCAUUCCACUUCUCCCCUUGGGAUUUGUCAUAGUCCCAAUGGGGCAGAUUGCCAACAAUGACUCUGGUAUUGCUGACUCAAAGCAAGCUUCAGAGAACGGUCACCUGCCCGAUUCCGGCUGCCUGCUCACCGUUGGCCUACAAGUUCUUGCAAGCACAAUCCCAAGUGCAAAGCUAAAUCUUUCAAGUGUGACUGCAAUUAACCAUCACCUGUGCAACACCGUCCAGCAAAUUAACGCAGUUCUUGGCAAUAUCAGUGGAAAUAACUUCUCGGAGAAUGUCGACGUACUGGGUUCUAACAUAGAUCCUGAGCCUGCACUGCCUGCAGAGAACAAGCCAACAGAUCCCUGUGCCACAUCUUAGUUGCCCACAAAUAACUCCUCAGUCUUUCUCACCGCUAGCUGUUUAUAUCAUUUUAACAAAUGUAGCAAAGGUGGUCUUGCCAAACUGAUUCCCAAAAGCAGUAUAACUUCCCUUCUGCUGAUCUUUUGAUACGGAGAAAGAGGAAGGAGGAGUUCACUUGCGGGCUUAAGGUAUUAUUACUGAACGGUCUCUUUUCGUUGUGGUAAGUAAAUCAAUGAAGACAACGUAACCAAGUUAUAGUAGUGGUAGUUGUUAGGUAGGGUAAGUUGAGAUAAGUGUGAAUGUUAUGGCUUGGGAAUUAGAAGUCAAGAGCGCACCAGCAGCUGAUGUGAUCCUUGCUACUAGCUAGUUAAGGCCAUGAAUGUUGAGUAGUUAUAGCCUGGGCAUGUAGCAAGGGUGGUGGUUCGGGUAUUGACUUCUUUUGCUCAUUACCGGUGCCUCUUCUUAAUGGCCAUCGUGUUCAGUUCAGAAAUGAAUGGUGGAUUAUUAAUUGUUGUUAUUUUUCUGGCAUGCAUGUUUAUAAGAAAAAAUUACAAUUUACCCCUCU
Sesamum indicum (sesame) is the source of this 3327-nucleotide messenger RNA. It is a transcript of the gene HB-7, whose product is annotated as homeobox-7. The record is from RefSeq and is a predicted model, not a curated record. Gene Ontology annotation, molecular function: DNA binding; lipid binding; DNA-binding transcription factor activity, RNA polymerase II-specific. Lineage: Eukaryota; Viridiplantae; Streptophyta; Magnoliopsida; Lamiales; Pedaliaceae. Gene Ontology annotation, biological process: regulation of DNA-templated transcription.